UGUGUGUGUGGAAGACAACUGACUCAGUCAAACCUUGGCUGAAACCCUUGAAUGUCGGGCGAGCCACAACCAGUCUAGACGACAUGCUCAUUAAGGAAUUCCGAAUCGUCCUUCCCAUUUCCGUUGAAGAGUAUCAGGUGGGCCAGUUGUAUUCUGUUGCUGAGGCCAGCAAAAAUGAGACGGGAGGUGGAGAAGGUGUGGAGGUGCUGAAGAACGAGCCUUAUGAGAAGGAUGGAGAGAAAGGCCAGUACACACACAAGAUCUAUCAUUUGCAGAGUAAAGUGCCAGGAUUCGUAAGGGUUCUGGCACCAGCAGGAGCCUUGAGUGUCCACGAAAAGGCUUGGAAUGCUUACCCCUACUGCCGCACGGUACUCACGAAUGAGUACAUGAAAGACAAUUUUAUGGUCAUGAUUGAGACGUGGCACAAGCCUGACCUCGGCGACCAGGAGAAUGUGCAUGGACUGGACCCUGAGCAGUGGAAGAAGGUGGAGGUUGUACACAUUGACAUUGCUGACAGGUCACAGAUAGAUGCUAAGGACUACAAACAAGAUGAGGAUCCAGCUAUUUUUAAGUCAGAGAAGACUGGGAGAGGGCCCCUGGGUCCUGGUUGGAAGAAAGAACUUCCCAAGAAGACAGACUGCCCUCACAUGUGUGCCUAUAAACUGGUAACUGUCAAAUUCAAGUGGUUUGGCUUGCAGUCCAAGGUGGAGAACUUCAUCCACAAGCAAGAGAAGCGGUUAUUCACCAAUUUCCACAGACAACUCUUCUGCUGGAUCGACAGAUGGAUCGGACUGACAAUGGACGACAUUCGACGAAUGGAGGAGGAGACACAAAUGGAGCUCGAUAACAUGCGGGAGAAGGAUCCAGUGAAGGGGAUGUCAGCCAAUGAUGACUGAGUCUCUGCAGCUGUGACUAUGUGGCAUCAAACACCAGCAUUUUGGCCUUACCCAAGUUCCACUGGAGAGGGUCUCUGGAGUAGGCUCCGUCUCUGUCUCUCUCUCUCUCUCUCUGUCCUACUCACCCCCUUGCUCAUGCUCCAGGCACACCCCUUGCUCACAUAGAAGAGUUCUAACACAACUCCUGCAAAACAGUAUCCAUGGUG
Molecule: messenger RNA, 1102 nt
Organism: Chanos chanos (milkfish)
Lineage: Eukaryota; Metazoa; Chordata; Actinopteri; Gonorynchiformes; Chanidae
Gene: pitpnaa
Product: phosphatidylinositol transfer protein, alpha a
Exons: 12
Coding region: 84-896 (270 amino acids)
Biological process (GO): phospholipid transport
Cellular component (GO): cytoplasm
Molecular function (GO): phosphatidylinositol transfer activity; phosphatidylcholine intramembrane carrier activity; phosphatidylcholine binding
Source: RefSeq, a predicted model, not a curated record